Molecule: messenger RNA, 4041 nt
Organism: Actinia tenebrosa (Australian red waratah sea anemone)
Lineage: Eukaryota; Metazoa; Cnidaria; Anthozoa; Actiniaria; Actiniidae
Product: transient receptor potential cation channel subfamily A member 1
Biological process (GO): monoatomic ion transmembrane transport
Cellular component (GO): transmembrane transporter complex
Molecular function (GO): transmembrane transporter activity; protein binding
Source: RefSeq, a predicted model, not a curated record
AGGCAGCUUCUCAAAUCCGAGCCACAAAUAUUUCUCCUCUUCAAAAGAAACUUGGGCCUUUUAAAAAAGCCUUUAUUAUUCCCUCGUGGGACCCAGCACUUCUCCAGAGCUAAUUGGGAACUGGAUAGAAUGGGUAAAAAGGAUACCAAGAAGAAGAAGGAAAAAGAUGUUCCUCUUGUGAUUGUGAAUGAUGCGAACAAAGAGAAGGAUUUUCAGGAUGAAGAUGAUGCAGAAGAAAAAGUAGAAGAAAAGCCGCAAGAAAUCAAAAAACAAGGCACCAAACAAGAGCAGCUAUGCUCUGCGGCCUAUACUGGCGAUAAAGAAGGAGUAGAGAAACUACUUGAUAAAGGAGUUGACAUCAACUACCGUGAUGAGUAUGGCAAAUCACCUCUUCACCAUGCCACCUCGGGCAAGCAUCACAAUAUUGUUGAGUUGUUACUUGGUCGAGGCGCUGACGUCACUCUUCAAGACCAACGUGGUGAUACACCUUUGCACGCUGCCGUGAGAGCUGGUGACGAGCCUUCUGUCAAGUGUUUACUUACCCAAGAACGAUGUAACGUCAGUGCUGAAGGAAGAGGACUGUGUUCGCCUUUGCAUAUUGCUUGUGGUAUGGACAGACUUGCCAUUAGCAAAGUGUUGGUUGAACACAACGCAUCGAUAGAUUGUAAGGAUGAGGACCAAAUGACACCGUUGGGUCACGCGGUCGAAAAAGGAGCCAAAAAUACCGCUGCUUACUUGUUUAAAAUAGUCAAAUCAAAGCUUGGUAGUGCAGAAUCGCUUCUCUACAAUGCGGACUCCGAAGGAAGCACUCUUCUCCACAUGGCUGUGGACAGCGGUAUUACCGAUAUUGUCGAAUUGUGUCUAAGCAACGGAGCAAGAGUGCGAGAACCAAAGAGAACUGACAAGACAACAGCGUUCCAUCUUGCAUGUUCUCAAGGUCCUGUGGAGAUGGUGCGCCUGCUGACGAAACAAGACCCUGCAAUCUGCCGCAUUUGUUUGAUUGACAAGGGAGGUAUGUCUGGCCUUCAUCGCGCGGCCACUAACAACCAAAGAGACAUUGUUGAAUUUCUCCUUGAUCAGGGUGCUUCAGUUGAUCUUCCAGACAAAGCACGCCGAACCCCGCUCUUUAUGGCAGCGUCAAGUGGAGCGACAGAGACUGUGGAGCUCUUGAUAAAGCGUGGCGCCAACAUUACAGCAAAGAACCUGGCAAUGAAGUCUGUACUGCAUAGUGCUGUAGGACACGAUAAUACUAUCGAUGCUAUACUCAAAAGUCCUGCAGCAUCGUAUCUCAUCUCUGAGAAAGACAAGAAUGGAUUCGCUCCAAUUCAUCAGGCAGCGAUGGGAGGACAUCUACAGAAUAUUCAUUUGUUCAUGACCAAAAACAAAGCUGCAGCAGGAAUUACAUCUGAUUCGUUGGACACACCCCUCCACGUGGCUUGCAGGUAUGGAUGGCUGGAAAUCGUAAAAGACCUUUUGGUCGGUCGUAAUGUUCGGAUGAUAAACCUGCAGAAUAAUCAAGGCAAGACUCCGCUUCAUUUUGCUGCAGGAGAAGGCCAUGAGAAAGUCGUGGAGUUACUUGUAGAAAGAGGAGCAACAGUUGAACGUGAUGAGUUAGAGCGAACCCCUUUGCACUUGGCCGCAAUCAAUGGUAGCAGCAGAUGUGUUGACUGUAUUCUUGGCAAACAUCCAGAUUGCCUUAACUUUGUGGACGAUGAUCAGAAUACAGCGCUAAACCUGGCUGCCCUUCAUGGACAUGAAGAACUGGUAGAAGACUUGCUGUCCAGGAGUAACCAGCAAAUCCUGAUGAACAACUUCAAUCAAAAUGCUUUAGAUAUUGCCAUUAGGAUGGAAAAGAAAGAUGUUGCUAUGACAAUAGCUGAUCAUGACAGAUGGAGGGAGCUUAUGAAUACAUCCUCUCCUGGAGGACUGGGGCAGAUGAAGGUGCUUCUGAUCAAAAUGCCUGACGUCGCAGAGCGUAUCCUAGACCGUUGUGUAAUCAAGGAAGGAGAUCCCAUCAAACAGGAUUAUAAGAUCACAUAUGACUUCAGUUUUAUUCAGGGGAAAAUUAACUCCAAACAAGACCCUUUGGGAGUGUUAAGGACCAUGGCAGCAAAGCGCCAUGACAAGUGUAUGGUUCAUCAGGUCAUUUUUAAGUUAAUGGACAGGAAAUGGUUGACGUAUGGUUGGAUCUCUUUGUCGAUCAUCAUUUUUCUUUAUCUUUGCUACUUAAUACCGCUGACCAUUCUUGCCGUCCACUUGAAGCAGAAUGAAGUCGUUAUGUGUCAAUUCAACGAGUCAAAUCCAAAGCUGGAACAUGACCAAAGUGAAUUGAUCUACUCACUACAAGAUAAGGCCUCACUUUACCUUCAUUACUGUGUUAUCGCCAUGACGGCUUUUCAUGCUCUGCGAGAGUUUCUCCAGAUGUAUAACAAUCGUCUGUUGUACUUCACAUCGUUAUCUAACUAUCUCGAAUGGACUGGGUACAUCUUUACAUUCCUUUACGUCAUCCCCCCGUAUGACUGCAAGUGGGGCAUCCAUCAGCGGUUUGGUGCUGUCUCUUUGUUUUUUAGUUGGACCAAUCUCAUUCUGUACUUUCGCAAGUUGUCAUUCUAUGGUCAGUAUGUUAUCAUGCUGUCAACCAUGUUUGUGACGCUGUUUAAGGUAUUGAUGCUGUUUUUCUUGUUUGUGAUGGCGUUUGGGACGACGUUCUAUCUUCUUUUGGAUAAUGUUGAUUCAUUUCUACGGCUCGAGUACUCCUUGAUGACGAUGUUCGUAAUGACACUUGGCGAGAUGAACUACGCCGAUACUUUUAUGCCGUGGAAAAACCUUCCCCACCCCACCCUGACAAACAUCUUGUUUCUCGUGUUCGCUCUGGGGAUGCCUAUUAUUCUUAUGAAUAUGUUGGUUGGUCUUGCUGUUGGUGACAUCGAUGGUAUCAUGAAAAACGCGGCAAUGGAUCGAUAUGUCACGCAGAUCGAGAUGUUGCUUGAUACAGAAGACACGUUGCCACUACGAAUCCGAAGAGGCCUGAAAUUUGACAAAGUUGAAGAAUAUCCUAACAGGAAGCUUUCUUUGAAAACGAAGAUCUAUCAUUGGAUAUUUGGUUUUACUCAUCCUGGUGAAGACGAGGUUGAAGACGAUGAAAUACAGGAUGAUCCGAUGGAGGUCAUCAAGAACAAACUGGAAGAUCAGGAAAACAGGAUUGAGCAAAUUUACGAACUGUUACAACUCCAGACACAAGCUUUAGUAAAGAUGGACAAGGAUGGUGCCUUUAACGUCGAAAGCACGCAGAAACCCCAAAAGAAAGGGUUUUUCUCGGGGUUUUCUUAAAAACCGGCUACAAGUAGCUCGCAUAUAACAUAUCUAUAUCGUGGGCCGUUGUUUGUUAUAAAAAAGCUUAGGGACGUACCGUCUACAAUUUAUGGGUUGGGGGCUAUGUUGAGUAUGAAUUUUAAAACAAUUUUUCUUUGUUAGCCUCAUGCACCAUUACAAACCUAAUAUGUUGUUAUUUUUUGCCCCCUCCCCCCCGAAUUUUACCCAUUUUAUUAUAACCCCCUACAUUUUCGACUAAUUAGCCCUCUCCCCUCCCCCCCCCAAUUCUAAAUAGCUAAACCCCACCCAUAAAUUAUGAACAUUCCCUUAGAACAGAAAAAAAUCUCCCUUUUAUUUAAAGAAAAAAUUUCUUUUUCUGAAACUGCUAAAACAAACCUGCAGCAACUGCGUGCUGUAGCAUUUAAUUUAUUGUACAUAGACAUCCAGUGUGUUAGGCAGUAUAUUUAAUCUUUAUAGACCCCUUGCAUGUGCUCAAUUUGGAGGACAAAACAAGACGAUUUCAGUCUCAUGAGAAUUGGAAACCUAUUGUUAUGUCCUCCAAAUUGAGCUGGAUUCCGACUGCAAGGGUCUACUAAAGGCGUCAUAGACAAUGUAGGCAGAAACUCAGUGUUAUAUUAAUUUAUGUCGAUAAUUAAGAUAUUUACCUGUUAGCACCUCCAAAACGUACACAGAUACUAACAAAUUAUAGAAUCUUCUUGUCUCCUUUAA